AUGAAAAUAUUUCCAUCAUUAUUCGUUCUUUAUUUCUUAGCCAUCAAUAUUCAAGGUAAAAAACUAUUUUCCAAUGAAAGAAGAUUUCGACUUUCAUCUAUUUUGAGUUUAGUUAGCAAUGCAGUGAUCGAUUGUACCAUAUAUACCAAUGAUCUUAAAAUUAUCAAUCUAAAUCCAUUUUAUGUUUCACUUAAUCUUUAUCCUUCAUCUACAUCCGUUAGCUACGAUGGUAAAUCACAAGUUACAGCUUUUAAUAUAUAUAAGAAUGUUAAUCCAUCUUCAAGUAUAUAUUGUUUGAAAAAUUUACAAAACCUUCAAUUAGUAAAUACAAAUCUAACAAUAUUAUCUGACAUUAAAAAUUUUCAAAAGUUAACAUCAUUAAUAAUUCGAUCAGAUUAUGGUAUUAUUGGUCAACAUUUACCAUCAGAAUUGGGACAAUUAAUAUCUUUAUCAAACUUAGAAUUAUCUGAUAUUAAAAAUCUUGAAGAUUUACCUGAUGAAAUUGAAAAUUUAAUUCAAUUGCAAACAUUAAUAUUACAGAAUAUUCCAAAUUUUAAUAAAAUACCUGAUGAAAGUAUUGGCAAAUUAGUUAAUCUUAGAAUUUUAAAUUUAAUUGAUUUACCAAAUUUAUCAACUAUUCCGUCAACGAUAAAAAAUUUUCAAUCAUUAGUACAAUUCGAAAUAACUAACACGGGUAUUAAGAAUGUAGAAUUAGAAAAUCUUGAUGCAUUAUCUACUUUGAAAAUAAAAUCCAACUCAAUAUUACAAACAAUUGAAAUUGUGAAUAUGUUACUGUUAGCUUCAAUUGAAAUUCAAAAUAAUACGGAAUUAUUAACAUUAAAAUUUCAAAAUUUAUCUNAGUCUAGAAAUCGAAAUUCGCCUGUCGGUCUGUCUGUUUAUAGCACAUGGUACAAGUGA
Messenger RNA from Rotaria sp. Silwood2, 918 nucleotides. The record is from the annotation of a GenBank genome assembly. Lineage: Eukaryota; Metazoa; Rotifera; Eurotatoria; Philodinida; Philodinidae.